AUGGCGUUGCUGUCAUCGCGCAACAUUCCUUGGCGCGAGGCAACCGAACGCUACUUUGAGACUAUGAAUCCCUGGUUCUCUGUAAUCCAUCCAGAACUCUUUGCCAUCCGUACGGACAACCUAGGGUCAGGGGCCAGCUCCAAUGCCGAUCAAGGGCCCCGCGACCCUGCUGUUGCUCUCCUAAUCGUCUGCAUGCAGCUCGUCUCUCAGUACGAUGAUGAAGCUGCUGCCGCGAGCACCAAUGUCAAUGAGGGUAAGGACAUGAUCGAGAUGCCAGCGUACAGGGCUGCCAAACGAGUCCUGAGCGUCUUACGUGGUCUUUCUGCUCCUAGCAUUGAACUUGUCCAAUGUUCCAUCCUGCUGGCACUCUUUGAGUUUGGCCACGGUGAUGUAAUGCGUGCCUAUGUGAGUAUUGGAGAUGCAAAUACCAUGGCCAUGGUCUUGCGCAUCGGCCCUGGGAAGUAUAUCGAAGCUGAACGAGAGGCCAAUAUUCCUUAUGAGGAGGAAGAACGCCGCUGUGUCUAUUGGAGUCUUUUCGUCCUCGAUCGUCUCAUCCAUGUCGAUUGCUCUCUCAUCCAUAUGCCACUUCAAGUACCGUCCCCAGCCGCCGAUGAUCUACUGCCAACAAGCAAUCUCAUUUGGCACAAUCAGAAUCAAUCGCCCACGCGUUCUGUUCAGCGACACCCUGCGAGCGUGGCCCCUUCGGUACCUCUGGGGCCAUUCCAGAGAAAUUGUCAAUGUGCAAUGCUCUAUACGAGAGCCUAUUCUCCGAAACCCCAAGGGAACCCCAAUGCCUUGUUAGAGGAGUAUGUCGAACUAGAUAUCGCAACACGUGCUCUAGUCGAGGCUAUGAUCAUGCAGACUUCUCGUUGGGGAGAUUUCUACGAGUGUUUCGCCACUUGUACAUGCCUCCUCCUUUUCCUUUACUGUCGCCAACUUCGCGCCGCCAACACCAUAUCCGCUGCAGGGCCCUUUUCUCCGACCGCCGAUGAUAUCGCCCCUAAAGCCAUCGCCGGUCUUAAUUUCACAAUCCGUAUUAUUGCCGACACUACAACCGACUUGAACGACCAACUCGCCCAUCGCCCUCACCUUCUCGCCCCCUGCUCACCUGUCACGCCAUACUCGGCAUAUCACUGCCUCAUGGUCCUGAGCCACCUCGAGCAUCUAAUCCCCGAAGCUGACACAAGGUUUCACAACAUAUUUGCGUCAUUGCACUUUUUUGCUAAGAGAUGGGGAGUCGCUGGACAACUUGUCAACAAGGUUGAAAUGUUUCUAGCAGACGCUGACGAGACACAAUGGUGCUUCAUGGAUGAAUGA
This is a messenger RNA of Fusarium musae, 1317 nucleotides long. RefSeq lists its product as uncharacterized. Bases 1 to 1317 code for a protein of 438 amino acids. Gene Ontology annotation, biological process: DNA-templated transcription. The record is from RefSeq and is a predicted model, not a curated record. Lineage: Eukaryota; Fungi; Ascomycota; Sordariomycetes; Hypocreales; Nectriaceae. Gene Ontology annotation, cellular component: nucleus. Gene Ontology annotation, molecular function: zinc ion binding; DNA binding. The transcript is spliced from 3 exons.